Artibeus jamaicensis (Jamaican fruit-eating bat) is the source of this 3822-nucleotide messenger RNA. RefSeq names its product RNA polymerase mitochondrial (gene POLRMT). The transcript is spliced from 21 exons. Gene Ontology annotation, biological process: mitochondrial transcription. Gene Ontology annotation, molecular function: mitochondrial promoter sequence-specific DNA binding; protein binding; DNA-directed RNA polymerase activity. Gene Ontology annotation, cellular component: mitochondrial DNA-directed RNA polymerase complex. Lineage: Eukaryota; Metazoa; Chordata; Mammalia; Chiroptera; Phyllostomidae. Bases 61 to 3753 code for a protein of 1230 amino acids. The record is from RefSeq and is a predicted model, not a curated record.
GCAGGCGCGUGAGGCACCGGCUGGUGAGCGGGUGGCUUGUCGGGUCCGCGUGCGGGCGGCAUGUCCGCCCUACGCUGCGGCCGCGGGGCCGCAGGGCUCGGAUGGGCCUUGUGGCCGGCGGGUCGCCCUGGCCUCUUGACCGAGGAAGGGGCCCUGGUUGGCAUUUGGGGCUGCAGAAGGAGCUCGUCUGCCAGACCUUGUGAACAAGACCGCCGGAGGGACUGGGGCCAUGCAGAGCUGCUGGAGGUGCUUGAGGCCAGAGUGCGGCAGUUGCAGGCUGACCAUGUGUCAGAGGUGACAGCAAAGCGGGUGGAUGUGGCUCGACUCCCAGGGGCUGGUGGCUCCCAGCCACCCAAGAAGGUUCAGGCAGGUGAUGAGGGCAUCACCCUGGAGCUCAGUGGCCGCUGGGCGCAGAAGUUGGACAAGGAGAAGAUUGAGAUGCAGGAGCGCAAGCAGCAGUUGGAGAUGAAGCUGCAGCAGCUGGAGAUGAAGCUGCAACAGCGGGCUGAGCGGCAGGCUCGCAAGCAGCAGCUGCGUGUGGAGCCCCAACUGCUGAAUGGGCAGCUGGCAGACCGCCUACAGCAUUGGGAGCACAGCACCCCCAGGAGUCCCUGGAAGGAGCAGCUGGCUCGUCUGCUGCAGGAGGCGCCUAGGAGGCUGAGCUGCAAGGAAGAGCAGGGCCCAUUGGACAGGGUUUCCAGGAUGCGGCGCGAGGGCCAGCAACAAAGGCUCCUGGCCUUCUUGGAGUGCUGCGUGCUCGUGGACCAGCUGCCCCUCGCCCACCAUGUGCUGGUCACGUGCCACAGCAGGUCCCGGAAGCGGCGGAUGCUCACCCUGUCCAUGUACAACACCAUCCUGCUUGGCUGGGCUCGCAAGGGCUCCUACAAAGAGCUGGUUUAUGUGUUCUUCAUGAUGAAAGAUGCCGGCCUCGCUCCAGACCUGCUGUCCUAUGCAGCCGCCCUGCAGUGCAUGGGGCGACUGAACCAGGAUGCCAGUACCAUCCAAAGGUGUCUGAAGCAGAUGGCCCAGGAUGGGCUGCAGGUGCAGGAGCUUUUCACAAGCUUGUCACUGUGCAGGGAGGACAAAGCCGCACUCCUGAGGGCUGUGCACAAGGCUGAGCCCACCUUCAGACCUCCACCGCCGUCCCCGCCCUCGCCCCAGGUGAACACCUCCCCACUGCUCAGGGAUGUCUAUGACAAGAACCACCCCGCAUCCUACCCAAGACAGCACCUGCCCCUGGAGACACUGAAGAACUUGUUCCAGCAGCAGCUCAGUGUGGAGAUGGCCACCACUGUCACCGUGGACUCUGUGGAGAAGGCCCCAUCACUGACCAGGGAGGUCGUGCGAGCGCGAAAGACACUGCAGGAACUACGUACCUCAUGGGAGACGGAGCUGUGCCUGGCGCUGCGACAGACCAAGGCCAGCGAGGCCCAUGCCGCUCGUGAAGGCCGCCCCUCCAUCUUCCCCUACCUGUGCCUGCUCAGCGAGGGGGAGUUAGCACAGAUGCUGCUGCAGACCUUGCAGGUGCUGCCUCUGCAGGGAGAGUCGCUGCUCUCCCUGGCGCAACAGCUGGGCCUGCGCAUCUUCAGCCGCCAUGUGGUGCAGAAGAAGCAGCUCAGUGAUGAGGUGCAGGCACUGCAGCAGCGCUAUUUCAAGUACCUUCGCCUACUGGCAUCCGACACACAGAUGGCGGUGUCCCACCUGCCACGGCAGUACUGGGAGGCACUGGGGGCACCUGAGGCCCCGCACGAGCAGCCCUGGCCCUUGGCUGUGGUGGUGCAGCUGGGCAAACAACUGGCUGAGGUGCUGGUGCAGACAGUGAAGAUGCCUGGCUACCUGGCCCAACGCCAGGGCACCCACAACCUCAUCCCUGUGCUCUACCAUGUGUACUCCUUCCGGAGCUUCCGCCAGAUUGGGAUCCUGAAGCCACACCCAGCCUUUAUACAGCUGCUGGAAACUGCAGCCGAGCGCACAAUGACCUUUGAGGCAUCCGAAGUACCCAUGCUGUGCCCGCCACUGCCCUGGACUUCACCACACUCAGGUGCCUUCCUACUGAGCCCCACCAAGCUGAUGCGCUCCAUGGAAGGCACCAUGCAGCACCAACGCCUGCUGGAGAGCUGCCCACCCACCAACCUGCAUGGUGCCCUAGAUGCCCUAACCCAGCUGGGCAAUUGCGCCUGGCGUGUAAAUGGGCGCGUGCUGGAUCUGGUGCUGACCCUGUUCAACAAGAAGGGCUGCCCCCGCCUGGGCGUGCCAGCCCCUGCCUCUGAGGCACCCCGCCCACCUGAGAACCGCCUGCCAACCAAAGCCUCACCAGAGCAGAAGGCUGAGCUGCGGCGGCAGCUGGCCCGUUGCCUGAAGGUUGCAAGGGAGAUGCACAGUCUGCGAACCGACGCACUCUACCGCCUCUCAUUGGCCCAGCACCUGCGGCACCGUGUCUUCUGGUUGCCUCACAACAUGGACUUCCGAGGACGCACCUACCCCUGCCCGCCCCACUUCAACCACUUGGGCAGUGACCUAGCACGAGCCCUGCUGGAGUUUGCCGAGGGUCGACCACUUGGCCCCCAUGGCCUCGACUGGCUCAAGAUCCACUUGGUCAACCUCACUGGGCUCAAAAAGCGCGAGUCGCUGCAGGCACGCCUGGCCUUUGCUGACGAGAUGAUGGAGAAGAUCCUGGACUCAGCUGACCAGCCCAUGAAGGGCCAGAAAUGGUGGAUGGAAGCAGAUGAGCCCUGGCAAGCCCUGGCCUGCUGCAUGGAGAUUGCUCAGGCUGUGCGUGCCCCUGACCCCACUGCCUACAUCUCCCAUUUCCCUGUUCACCAGGAUGGCUCCUGUAACGGCCUGCAACACUACGCUGCUCUGGGCCGGGACAGCGUGGGGGCUGCCUCUGUCAACUUGGUGCCCUCAGACCUGCCACAGGACGUGUACAGCAGCGUAGCCGCACAGGUGGAAGUGUUCCGUAGGCAGGACGCCGAGCAGGGUGUGCAGGUGGCCCAGGUGCUGGAGGGCUUCAUCAGUCGCAAGGUGGUCAAGCAGACUGUAAUGACCGUGGUGUAUGGGGUCACCCGCUAUGGGGGCCGCCUGCAGAUUGAGAAGCGCCUCCGGGAGAUCAGCAACUUCCCCCAGGAGUUUGUGUGGCAGGCCUCUCACUAUCUUGUACGCCAGGUGUUCAAUAGCCUUCAGGAGAUGUUCUCAGGCACCCGGGCCAUCCAGCACUGGCUGGCAGAGAGCGCCCGGCUCAUUGCUCACACUGGCUUGGCUGUGGAGUGGGUCACACCCCUGGGCAUCCCCAUCAUCCAGCCCUACCACCAGGACUCCAAGGUGUUGAUCAAUGGAGGGAUCCAGAGCCUCACCUUCAGCAGCACUGGAGACACCAGCCAGAAGCCAAACAUACUGAAGCAGAAGAAUGGCUUCCCGCCCAACUUCAUCCACUCCCUGGACUCCUCGCACAUGAUGCUUACAGCCCUGCACUGCUACAGGAAAGGCCUGACCUUUGUCUCUGUGCACGACUGCUUCUGGACCCAUGCAGCUGAUGUCACCAUCAUGAACCAGGUAUGCCGUGAGCAGUUCGUCUGCCUGCACAGCCAGCCCAUCCUGCAUGACCUGUCCAGGUUCCUGGUGGAACGGUUCUGCUCUGGCCCUAGGUCCUCGAAUAUCCGAGUUGCCAGGUUACUGGACAUGCUACUGUCAGUACCCAAGACAGGGACCUUCAACCUGGAGCAGGUGAAGGACUCAACAUAUUUCUUCAGCUGAUGCAGGCCUGCCGGGCUGGCCCAGCGACCCUCUGUACCAUAGUGUAAAUAAAGCUCUUUUCCCACCCAA